ACAGCCUAAUCAACAGCCUGGAAAGGGUUGUUAUUGUAUGUAGUUACACUAAAAAAGCUUUUCUUCUUCAACUUUGAUUGCGGCAGUCUUGUUUCUUCAACUGGGUUUUUCCCUGUCUAUCUUACCCAGUUCAGCUUCUACUUCGUUCUAACCAUUUUAGCUCUCUUCCUGUUCCUGAGAUCUCAUUAUAUUAGAAGCUAGGCUGUAUUGCCAAUGGUGAAGAUGAAAUCGGGGAAGUGGGUGCCUAUAGUUCUAGCUAUUUUUCUCUUUGAGUUGGUAUGUCGAAGUUCAUAUGCCUCAUACAGUCCAGCUGAUAACUACCUAAUUUCUUGUGGUUCUUCACAAAAUGUUACCUAUCUAGGUAGAACUUUUCUUCCUGAUUCUGCACAAUCUUCUCGUGUGUUGAAAAGUGCCAAUUCUGUUGUUGCUAGCUCCAAUUCUAGUGUUCCAUCUCCUGUAUACCAAUCUGCUAGAAUCUUUUCAGCCACAUCUUCUUACAAGUUUGAAAUUGAGCAAAAAGGUCGGCAUUGGGUCCGGCUUUAUUUCUGUCCUCUUUCAAACUCCGGAAACAACCUGAAUUCUGCUUCAUUCACUGUAGCCACUGACCAAUUUGUGCUCUUGAGCAAUUUCACUUUCAAGAACUAUAAUGGUUCUUCUAUGUUCAAGGAGUAUGCAAUCAAUGUGACUUCUGAUACCUUUACGCUUUACUUCGUUCCCUCAAACAAUUCAGUUGCCUUUGUUAAUGCAAUUGAAGUUGUCUCCAUCCCAGAUGCACUCUUCCCUGACCAGGCAUUGGCUCUACAUCCAUCUGCCCCUUUUAGUGGUCUUUCUGAUCUUGGCUUUGAAACCAUUUAUCGGUUAAACAUGGGGGGUCCGUGGAUCUCUGCUCAAAAUGAUACCCUUGGAAGAACUUGGGAGAAUGACGAGAAAUACCUUCAUGUAGACGGCUCUGCUGUGAGAGUUUCUGUUAGUCCUUCCUCCAUUCAAUACCCAGCUUCUGUCACAAGUGAAACAGCUCCGAAUUGGGUUUAUGCCACUGCUGUAGCCAUGGGGGAUGCAAAUGUUGCUGGUACGAACUACAACAUAACCUGGGUCUUCCCUGUUGAUCCAAACUUCAGGUACUUUGUUCGGGUACAUUUCUGUGAUAUCGUGAGUGAGUCUCUGAACAAUCUAGUGUUUAAUUUAUACAUCAACGAUUAUAUUGCUAUGGGAAGUGUUGACCUCUCAAGCUUGACCAGUGGCCUGAAGGUACCCUACUACAAAGACUUUGUCUCCAACUCAUCCACAGAUUCCCAUACUUUGAAUGUUAGUGUUGGUCCAGAUAUUGCAGCAGAUAUUACUAACGCAACUAUGAACGGGUUGGAGAUUAUGAAGAUCAGUAAUGAAGCUAAAAGUUUGGAUGGGCUCUCUUCUGUUGAGGGUCUCCUUCCUAAGAAACCCUCUAAUAACAACAAACUUCGAAUUAUAAUUGGCUCGGUUGGUGGAGCUGUAGCUGCAUUGGUGCUAGUUGUUGUCUGUUAUUGUUGCUUAGUAGCCCGCAAAUCAAAGACUCCUCACCAGGGGCAUCCAUGGUUGCCUUUGCCCUUGUAUGGAAACUCUCUGACCUUGACGAAGAUGUCCACAACUUCCCAAAAGAGUGGGACAGCGAGCUGCAUUUCCUUAGCUUCCUCCAGUCUUGGCCGCUUCUUCACGAUCCAAGAAAUCCUAGAUGCAACCAAUAAAUUUGAUGAGAGCCUGCUUCUUGGGGUUGGUGGUUUUGGCAGGGUAUACAAGGGAACACUGGAAGAGGGGACUAAAGUUGCUGUCAAAAGAGGAAAUCCUAGAUCCGAACAAGGUCUCGCUGAAUUCCGAACUGAAAUUGAAAUGUUAUCUAAGCUCCGCCAUCGCCACCUUGUCUCUCUUAUUGGUUACUGUGAUGAGCGUUCAGAAAUGAUUCUUGUUUAUGAAUAUAUGGCCAAUGGCCCCCUAAGGAGCCACCUGUAUGGAACAGAUCUACCACCUCUAUCAUGGAAGCAACGACUUGAAAUAUGCAUUGGGGCUGCUAGAGGACUUCAUUAUCUUCACACUGGUGCAGCUCAAAGCAUUAUUCACCGAGAUGUGAAGACUACGAACAUUCUCUUGGAUGAGAAUUUUGUAGCGAAAGUUGCUGAUUUUGGCCUCUCAAAAACAGGUCCUUCUCUUGAUCAGACCCAUGUCAGCACUGCUGUUAAGGGUAGUUUUGGUUAUCUUGAUCCUGAAUACUUCAGAAGGCAGCAGCUUACGGAGAAAUCAGAUGUGUAUUCAUUUGGAGUAGUUUUGAUGGAAGUUCUUUGCACUAGACCAGCUUUAAAUCCUGUUUUGCCAAGGGAGCAGGUUAAUAUAGCAGAAUGGGCAAUGACCUGGCAAAAGAAGGGUAUGUUGGAUCAAAUCAUGGAUCCUAACCUCGUGGGCAAGGUGAAUCUAGCUUCUCUUAAGAAGUUUGGGGAGACAGCUGAGAAGUGCCUAGCCGAACACGGGGUUGACAGGCCAUCAAUGGGAGAUGUCUUGUGGAACCUUGAAUAUGCUUUCCAGCUCGAGGAGACCUCUUCUGCUCUCAUGGAACCUGAAGAUAACAGCACAAAUCAUAUCCCUGGUAUUCAGUUGACACCACUUGAGCCAUUUGACAACAGUGUAAGUAUGAUUGAUGGGGGGAACUCUCGCGCUGAUGAUGAUGGCGAAGAUGUUGCCACAAGUGCUGUAUUUUCACAGCUUGUAAAUCCUCGUGGAAGAUGAGAAGACGACUCCCAUGCAGCAGUGAUCUCGGCCACCCUUCCUAAUGAAAAUUUGAGUCAUGGCCUUGAGCAUUUUUUGAAAUAUCCCAAGUGAACAAUUGAAGGUUAAUUAUCACAUUUACUCUGUUCUUUUACCUCAAUUUUUUGCCCAUACAAUAUUCAGUUUGUAUUAUAGUUGAAUGAUGGGUGCCAAUUAAUCCAUCAGAUAUUGCAUGU
This is a messenger RNA of Pistacia vera, 2966 nucleotides long. Its product is annotated as receptor-like protein kinase THESEUS 1. Gene Ontology annotation, biological process: protein autophosphorylation. The record is from RefSeq and is a predicted model, not a curated record. Gene Ontology annotation, molecular function: transmembrane receptor protein tyrosine kinase activity; ATP binding. The transcript is spliced from 2 exons. Bases 214 to 2751 code for a protein of 845 amino acids. Gene Ontology annotation, cellular component: plasmodesma; plasma membrane. NCBI's taxonomy places the organism in Eukaryota, Viridiplantae, Streptophyta, Magnoliopsida, Sapindales, Anacardiaceae.